Molecule: messenger RNA, 981 nt
Organism: Aureobasidium melanogenum CBS 110374
Lineage: Eukaryota; Fungi; Ascomycota; Dothideomycetes; Dothideales; Saccotheciaceae
Product: histone-fold-containing protein
Exons: 2
Coding region: 1-981 (326 amino acids)
Biological process (GO): transcription by RNA polymerase II; positive regulation of transcription by RNA polymerase II; negative regulation of transcription by RNA polymerase II
Cellular component (GO): nucleus; negative cofactor 2 complex
Molecular function (GO): protein heterodimerization activity; core promoter sequence-specific DNA binding; transcription corepressor activity
Source: RefSeq, a predicted model, not a curated record
AUGGACCAGUCAUAUGCUCCUCGGUCUCCCGAACUGUCCGGAUACGCGCCUCGCUCUCCAGACCUGACCGCAUACCGACCUGUCUCUCCUCAAGUUCAGGAUCAAUACGUUCCCAAAUCUCCUGAUCUUUCUGGGCUGCAACAACCUCAGCACUCCUACGUGCAGCAAACACCUGCUCAUACAAGCUUUGGCCUGGAUCAGCAGCAGCACAUUCCACAAACAUAUCCUCCUCAACAGUCAGGUUACACACUCUCCCACCACUCUCUGCAACAGCCCACGCAGUCAUAUCAAUCUGAUCCGUACCAACAACAACAAUUCGGCUUCGGUCAACAGCCUGCCUACCAACAACAAUAUCCUCCCUACCCCGAGAUGCCUGUUCAAACCCGUAACAGGAGUGUGCGCACGCCUGCCGAGGUCGGAAGCUACAACUACGAUAAUGGCAACAUUAAAGAGGAGGAGCCCGCAUGGGAACCACAACCUGCAGCACAAACACCUGCUCGUCGUGGCAGAAAGCCCAAGAGCGAGGCUGGCAAUGGUGCUGCCCCUCCAACUCCCAUGAAGAAGAUGGACACUGGCGGUGUUGAGGUCAAGACAAAGUUCCCGACUGCAAGGAUAAAGCGCAUUAUGCAGGCUGAUGAGGAUGUGGGUAAAGUGGCUCAAGUCACCCCAGUCGUAAUGGCCAAAGCACUCGAACUGUUUAUGAUCCGCCUCAUCACCGCCAGCUCUGGCGUCGCAAAACAGCGUGGCUCCAAGCGCGUCCUCUCACAGCACAUGAAGUCUGCAGUAAUGCAAGACGAACAGUUCGACAACCUCAGAGACAUAGUCGGCAGGGUGCCAGAUGCCCCAGCAAAAGGUGCCAACGGUGAUGACUCUGAAGACGAGGAAAGCGCUCCCAAGAAAGGCGCAGGCAGAGGAAGAAAGGCAGGCGCAGGAGCCGGCGGUGGCAGAGGAAAGAAGAGAAGAGACAGUGACGACUUCUGA